Molecule: messenger RNA, 882 nt
Organism: Trametes versicolor FP-101664 SS1
Lineage: Eukaryota; Fungi; Basidiomycota; Agaricomycetes; Polyporales; Polyporaceae
Product: ubiquinone biosynthesis protein COQ4 mitochondrial
Exons: 3
Coding region: 1-882 (293 amino acids)
Biological process (GO): ubiquinone biosynthetic process
Cellular component (GO): mitochondrion; mitochondrial inner membrane
Source: RefSeq, a predicted model, not a curated record
AUGUCCCUCGUAGCUUCUUCAUUGCGCGCAUCACAACAAACGGCGCGUCGGCUGGCCACGGUGUCCGCCGCGAGCCGUGUGCUCCUACACCGCGGCCAAAAUCGCGGCGUCAAGACCCAACCGGCGUACGAGGGCCACGUCCCGCUCAACUGGUUUGAGGCCGGCUUCCUCACCCUUGGGUCCGCUUUCAUGUCGCUCGCGAACCCUCGCAGGGGAGAUAUGGUCGCCGCGCUCGGGGACCUGACCUCGGGCCCUGUGCUGCCGCGCCUGCGCGACGCUAUGCUCGAGAGUGCGGAAGGACGCCAGAUCCUGAAGGAACGCCCACGGGUCAACUCUGAGACUGUGGACAUGAACAAGCUCGCGAUGCUCCCCGAAGGCACGUUCGGAAACGCGUACGUGACCUGGCUCGAGCGCUGCGGCGUCACCCCCGAUACGCGUGAGCCCGUGCACUAUGUGGACGACCCCGAGCUCGCGUACGUCAUGCAGCGCUACCGAGAGAGCCACGACUUUUACCACUGCCUCUGCGGUCUGCCCGUGAACGUCGAGUCCGAGCUCGCGCUCAAGUUCUUCGAGUUCGCAAACCUCGGGCUCCCCAUGGCCGGCUUCGCCGCCGCGUUCGGGCACCUGCGCCUCACGCACGCGAAGCGCGAGCGCCUCUUCCGCGAGUUCGUGCCCUGGGCCGUCAAAUGUGGAGGCUCCGCGCAGAGUCUGAUCACCGUCUACUGGGAGAAUCGCUGGGAGCAGAACAUCGCGGACAUGAAGAAGGAGUUCGGCAUCUGGGACCCACCGGAGCCGCGUUGGAGCAGGCCGCUCAGCGAAGCCAAGGCGGCUGCGGCGAAGAGGGCUGCGGCCUACGCUCAGCAGCCUGCCUCGAGCUCGUAG